UGGCAUAUAUAUUCGUCAAAAAAGUUGGGCUAUAUAUGUGCAUGCAAGAUCGACCGUGUCUUGUUGUCCCGUUGUCUUUCUCUACGUUCACAUCAUCAGAUCGCACAAACCCUUUCCUUCUUCUUCCUCUGUCCGUCCAUCAAUCCAUGGAUCAGAAGGUGGUGUUGAAGGUCUUGACGAUGACCGAUGACAAAACAAAGCAGAAGGCCAUCGAAGCCGCCGCCGAUAUCUACGGUGUGACCUCGAUAGCAGCGGACAUGAAGGAGCAGAAGCUGACGGUGAUCGGGCAGAUGGACACGGUGGCGGUGGUGAAGAAGCUGAAGAAGGUCGGCAAGGUGGACAUAAUAUCGGUCGGUCCGGCCAAGGAGGAGAAGAAGGAAGAGAAGAAGGACUCCGACAAGAAAGACGCCGACAAGAAGGACGCCAACAAGAAGGACGCCGACAAGAAGUCCGACAAGAAAUGAUCAUCUAUGCCAAAUUACCCGUUAAUUAAUUGAAUAUUCUUCGCCAGGUUCUACUCUCGGCCCCGGCCGUUUAAUUAUUUCUUCCCCUUUGCUAAUAAGAAGAGUGAUGUUCUUCGACCAAAAAAAAAAAAAAACAGAGAGAAGAGUGAUGUUUUUGCUUGGUUAAGGUGACCUGUGCGCGUGAAAAGCACCAUCAUGUAUGACGGAGCCGAGAGAUUUGGAAAUCGUAAUUAAUUUCUCGAUGCGAUUGAUUUCGUCUUCUGGAUCUGUAAAGGCGAUUCUCAGGGUAAUUAUGACUCGCCCAUGGAUAUCAGGUAUGGACCUGCAAUGGCAAGUGGGAGCAGAUCAUAGCGAGCAUCCAAGAAGAUAGAAGGUUAAGAUCGAAUUACGGGCAGCUUACAUGGGAAGUACGACGAACCCUGCAUCUUAUGUUCGACCUUGUAGAUAUGGCCAGUGUCCUAUGUAUUGUAAAUCAUGGGAACGGGAUCUACUCGUCGGUGUAACUCGAAAGGGUUGAUUAAAUCUUAUAGAUAUGAUGUAAUGCACACGUAAGGGUGCCCUAGAAGCUUCAUUUUACUAUUCUGGACACGUAUUUUCUUUGUCGGUUACGUACAUUGUAUUGCUUGUAGUUGUCAUUGUCGAGGGUAAUUUGAGAAGAGCACGGAGUUGCCGGCAAUUGGAUUGGGGAAAGCAUUCUAUUGUCAAAAUUAGAGAGUGAAGCUCUUGUCCUUUUCGACCAAUUAAAUCAAUCAAGUUCGUGUUUA
Messenger RNA from Punica granatum (pomegranate), 1228 nucleotides. The record is from RefSeq and is a predicted model, not a curated record. NCBI's taxonomy places the organism in Eukaryota, Viridiplantae, Streptophyta, Magnoliopsida, Myrtales, Lythraceae.